Messenger RNA from Pogona vitticeps (central bearded dragon), 4965 nucleotides. RefSeq names its product regulatory factor X associated protein (gene RFXAP). Gene Ontology annotation, biological process: regulation of transcription by RNA polymerase II. Lineage: Eukaryota; Metazoa; Chordata; Lepidosauria; Squamata; Agamidae. Gene Ontology annotation, cellular component: nucleus. The record is from RefSeq and is a predicted model, not a curated record.
UUUUUAAAGAGUCUCUUUCUUUGCCCGGGUAGUCAGUACAUAGCUGUGGAAGGCAGGGACUUACGGGUCUUCCCCAGCAUGUGAGAACAUUUGUGGGCUACCUUUCCUUACACUGUAUCAUAAAUGUCUUUAUUACAACCCAAAGGCAAGGAUAGGUGAUGCUUUUUUAAGACCACACACACACAAAGAUCAGAUCCCACGUGCGCUAAACGGUUCCUAGCCAUCUGUCAAACAGCCUACAUGCAGCGCGCCUGCGCCUUGCCGAAGCUUCCAUGGUUGAUGUCCACAGUGGGAGCAUUUUUACUCCACACGCGAAUCAAUAGCCAACAACGCCCGCUCUUCUGCUCAUCCUGAUUGGCUUACCCUUCCCUCCCUCGCCGUACAAGAUGACGUCAGCAUCCCAGGCCUCCCUCUCAAGCUUCUCUGCGCUUGCGUAGUCAAGGAGUUUCCGGUCUCAGGAAAGCGCGUGCGCGCUGGCGGUUUGUGAGGGGGCGGGGGGGGAGAGCUAGCUGUCACGGUGGGCGCCGCCACCGCCCGUCCUUCCGUUUGCCGUUGCUGUGGCAGCCGGGGCCUUCCGAGGCCUUGGCUACGAAGCCCUCAGGCGCCACGGAGGCUCCGGGGAAUACGAGCGGCAGCUCGGCCGCCUUUUCCUCGUCCUCUUCCCCGUCCCCAUCCCCGCCGCAGUCGCUCACGCUGCUGGUGAUGCAGCCCUGCGGCGGGGACGGGGAGCCGGUGGGCGCCGCCAUGCUGCAGCCUCAGGUGAUCCAGCCGACGCCCGGGGUGGCCUCGGAGGCGGCGCCCUCGGCGCAGAGCAGCUUCAUGGUCUUCUGCGACCUGGUCCCCGCCGCUGAGGUGGAAGGCGAAGGCGGAGCGGGUGAGGGCGGCGGCAGCCCCGGAGGCGGGGGCGGCGGGGGCCUGGAGGACCUCGACGACGAGGACGAGAGCGGCGCCCAGUCGGGGGGCGGGGGCGGCGACGGGUGCAAGAGCUGCACCUACCAGGGCUGCAGCGAGACCACCACGCAGGUGGCCAAGCAGCGCAAGCCGUGGAUGUGCAAGAGGCACCGCAACAAGAUGUACAAGGAUAAGUACAAGCGCAAGAAGAGCGACCAGGCCCUGGGAACUGGCGGCGCAGCAGGAGGAGGAGGAGGAGGAAGCAGCGCAGGUGGUGGUGGUGGCGGCGGCGGCGGCGGCGGCGGCAUCGGCAUCCCGGCCUCUGUGGCUCCCGGAGCAGCGCAGUCCGGAGGAAGCGUCCCUGGAAGCGGCGGCCGGGUUGAGGAUUGCACUGAAGGUUCCAUAUCUGUAUCAAAGCAAAGAACAGGCAACAUUGGAGAUCGGCCAGCAAAACCUACACUUUUGGAACAAGUGUUAAACCAUAAAAGACAGUCACUCCUGAGAAGUCCUGAAGUAGUACACUUUCUUCAAAAACGACAGCAGCUGCUAAGUCAACAAGCUAUGGAGCAAAGGCAGCAACAUUUUUCAGGAGCUCCGGUGUGAUGGCAGCAUAGCUAAAAAACAAUUUUGUUUCAUGUCAGAACAUUGGAUGAGGAAAACAUUUGGAUAAGACUUUAAAAGAAAUCAGGAAACCUGGAAGAAUCAGUUUGCCUUUUUUCAGAAAUGGUGUUUGGCUUGUAUUUCUUUGAAAUUAUUUUUAUUAGCUUUAUUCAUCUUUCUUGCUCCAGGGAAAUCUUCCAUUAAUUUUUGGGAAGCUUCAUCAAACCUCUGGAGACAGAAAGAAGUUACUAGAUCAAGUUGAAAUCAGAUUAACUGUUUAAAUGUUCUGCGGUGUGAAGUUUUACUAUUAUGCACAAAUUAUUCUUUGAUGACAGUUAUUGAAGGAUAGCAAUACUUACUUUCUGUGAAAGUUUUAAGUUGUAAACCUUGAGCCAAUCUGCUAGCCUAUGUUGCUCAGGGAUACAGAAGACAGAGUGCUGGGCGUACAGCUUUGCAGAGGAAGCUCAGCAGUGUUUAGCCAGCUGUUCCAGCAUUGCUGCUAAAAGGUGUCCCGCUGGCCAAUGUAGUUGAUCGGUUUCUAUACUACAUUAUAAAGUAAUGUGUCUAAAGUUGGUAUUAAUUUCAUAUACAUUUUAUAAACAUUAUUAAAUAUUAAGUGUGGAUAUUUCACUAUAUUACUGGCAUAAUUCAUCUUUAUGCUUAUUUAUAUUAAUUUUAUAUUUUAAAUGAAUUAUUUGUACUGAUAAGCAUAAUAGUUCAUACAAGGAUAUAUGAACAUAUCAUUUUUGUAAUUUUGUAAUUUUGAAGUUAUUUCUAAACAUGUUUGGGAUUUUUAAUAACCUUUUUGGAAAAUGUUUAAUUUAACUUUUAUACACCAAACUUUUUAAAUAUUUCUCAAUUGUUGAUAUUGUGUUUGAUCCAAAUUUAGUUAUAUUUAAGAGUAGACCAUCUGAAAUAAUGGGACUUGAAUUAGCCAUCACUAAGGUCCUGUUGAUUUCACCGGGUUUCUCUGAAUAAGAUUGGAUCCUAAAAUAGGUGUCUUAUUCUGUCUUAGUAUUGUCCUGGCUAAUUGUGCAUUAGCAGAAAUGAGCCUUCUUUUAGUUCUCGACUGCCUUUUAGGUGAAAAAAAGAAAAAAACCCUGAAUUGUAAUAAGGGAUGCAGAUUUAAAAUCUACAUGGUGCUUCUCUGUUCUUAUUGUUUCAUAUAUAUGUAUGUAAAAUGUUUACAAUUUCGGUAACGUUUUUCAAUUUUGCAUGCAGAGAAUAGUUAAAUAUAACUGUUCACAGCAACUUUCUACAUCCUUUCUUCCCAUACUUUUUUGUCGUGUGUCCUUCUGUAUGGCAGAUAUGAGUGAAGCUUCAGUACAUUUUGCCAGACUGUAUCACCUUGCUGCUGCAGGUGGAUCCAGUAUCUUAAAAUUUACAGAGUACAAAUCUCAGGUGUUCAGAAAUAGUAGCUCAUAGUCUGAAGUCAUACUGUACAAGUAUAGUUACUGUGUACUGUGUGAAAAUUGCUGGCCACACACGCUUUGCAAUUACCUUGUUUGUGACAGGUGUCAGAUGUGAAAUGAAAGUAACUUUUGAGCAAAGAAGCUUGUAAGUUGAUUUAUUGUUGAAGGAGCUACCUACAAGCAGCUGUGCAGCUGACAAAGGACAGAUUUUGCUGGAAGGCAAGUAGGAGACUAUGACAAGAUACUUUUGAAGUAUACACCAGUGAAAACAGUAGUAGAAAAGAUGCUUGGUAUAGGUUUGAAAUGUCUCUCAGAAAUGUGUAUUCAUAGUUAUAGUGGUGUGUCAUGUUCCAGAUGUGUGGUUCUUUUAUAUAGAUACCCUUACAUAAAAUGUCUUCACCCAGUGACAUAAAAAGUAAUACAUGCAUAGAGCAUAAGCAGAUUUUCAUUAUACAGUAGUUCCAAAGCUUUGUUUAGAAAAAUUGUUUCCUUCACUGCAUUUGAUUUUGGUUGUUUGGAGCUAGUCCACGUUUCCUUCACUGCAUUUGAUUUUGGUUGUUUGGAGCUGGUCCUGCUCUAAUCCUGCUGUUUACCAUUUAUUUAGUUUGUUAUUCCUUUCCCAGCUGAAGCAGCAUGUGUUUAGAAAUCUGCCAAGUCUAGAAAUGAAAACAAGCAGACCUCUGAGGUACCUGUUUAUUGAACAACUUUAUUAGCAGCCAAGACAAGACAUGAACACAGUUACAAUAGAGGUAAAGUGAAUUCUAGCUGAGGAAGUUUGUUCAUAGUGGCAUCUUCAAAAUUAUUAAAUAGCCUUUAAACAGGAAGCUAUGUAGAUAACAUAAACAUAUAUGUUAUUCAUCCAGUCUGGUUUAUGGUGGUUGUUAAAAUGAUUAGUAUGGUGUCAUUUUUCCCAUUGUCUGAUGCAUAGACAUAUUUAUUAGGUGAUCUGCAGUGUACCAUUAAUACCUUCCACAAGAACCAUUUCAGAACAUUUAUUCUAGCAUCUCCACUCUAGCUAUUUUAGUGGGGAAAGAAAGUAUUUCUUCUUCCAAAGAACAAAUUGUAUUUUCCAUGGUUUUCCAGCUACUAUUUCCCAUUCAAUUUGGCUAUGACCAGAACUUAAAAGUCACAUGCAGAGAUGUAGACUGCGAUUAGAUAUGGAAUAUUGGCAUAGUUCACUCAAGAAGGUCUCCCUCUUCUCAGUAUGAAAAAGUAAAUAUAGUAACAUGUAGUUAUCACUGCCAAAUAUUCUAGAACCAUAUCUGCCAAUACUUACAAAAUACUUCUUGCAAUUCAUUAUUCACAGACAGAAUGAACUGAAAUCUGAUGUGUUAUUCUUCAAAAAAGCUUUUAUUAAACAUUCUGAUGCGCUGUGAGUGAAUUUCUACAAGGAAAAUGCUUUGUUACAGACAGUAUAAAUGAAUUUUAGAAUGCAAAGGAGGGAGAUUUUAAUAAGUUUCUAUGCAACUUAGAUGAAUUUAUUUACAGUUUGUGACUGCUUUAAUUUCAUUUCAAAAGCAGAACCAGCAAGGUGGACAUGACUCUGCACACAAAGUAUUAACAAAUAACUGUCUAGAUUAACGUAGAAAAUAGAAGCAUCACCAAAUUCUUAAGACAGAUUAACAUCUAGAUUUCUGGCAUUCUAAAACAGUGAUGUAUACAACAUUUGACAGUGGAAUGGUUAUUUACAUUUGGAGGAAACAAACACACAAGCCACUGUUGCAGUUCCUGUGUUAUUGGCUUCCUUGUCAGUGAUAAUAGCCUCUCAGAUUGCUUUAUUUCAGUAUAAGGAGGAGUGCAUGCCUGGACAGAAGCCUGCCUGUACUUUACGUGAUGAAAGAUUAUGCAAACAUGUAUUUUUCCUUUCUCCUUUACUCUGUUUAGAGACAAGGACUAUAGAAAAUCAUUCUUCUGUUGGGAUGAUAAGAUGACUGAAGGAUGAGAACCUCUACCACUGUUUAAUCCAAUACAAUCUUUACAGGAAUUGGCUUUAUUUUUCCUUAGGCUAUGUAGACUAAGUAUCCAUUUAAAAUAAACUGAAAUGCAUAAUGACAAGCCUGUG